AUGACUAUAACCCAUAAUAUAUCACCAACAACCCCAAAUGUUGAUAAUAAUACUUUAAACCUCCCAGCAAAAUCCUCGAUACCUCCUGACAUUUCGACUUUAUCAAUCUCUUCGUUAUCAGAUUAUCAUGUAUUUGAUUUCCCUGGUAAGGAAAGUCAAAGAGAAGAAGUAGUAGAUAUACUUGAUCAACAAGGUUUUAUCCCAGAUAACUUAAUUGAACAAGAAGUAGAUUGGUUCUAUAAUUCAUUAGGUAUUGAUGAUCUUUUCUUCUCAAGAGAAAAACCACAAAUUAUAUCUAACAUCAUUCAUUCAUUAUAUGCUUCCAAAAUAGAUUCAUUUGCUAAAUCUAAUUUCAUUAAUAAUAAGCCACAAUAUUUUAAUAUCAAAAAUAAAAUUAUUACAGGACCAAAUCAUGCUAUUUUCAUGGAAUCUAAAGGACAUUCAAGAAAUACACAAAAGGAUACAAAUAGUAUGAAUGUCGAUAACUCUAAAGUUAGUUAUAUUGACAAUGAUGACGAAGAUCAACCUUACCAAUUAGAUCAAGAAAUAGAUGAUUUAUUCUUAGAUAAUAAAUUAAAACAUUCUUGCAGAUUAGUAUCAUUCUGGACUCAAGAAAGCGAUUUAAAAUUAACUUUUGUUUAUGAUAGUAAUUUUAUUCAACGUAACACUAUUUCUCAACCACCAGAUUUUAAUCAAAUUAGUAAUAAUAACACGAAUAAAGAUGAUAUGGAAAAAGAAAAGGAAAUUGAACAAAAUGAAAAUAAUUUCUUUAAACAUUUAAGUCCAUUAUCAACAAAUGAUCUUUUAAAGGGAAAUAUCGAUACCAUUUCUGAUAAAACAAUGGCUCAAGUUUCAUCAUUGGAAAAUAAAAAAUUAUAUGGUCAUUUAAUUAACUUGGUUCAAGAAAGAGAUGGCCCUGUCAUUAGAACUAUUCAUUCCAUUGAAAAUAAUGAUGAAAUUAGAUUAUUGGUAGCUUUUAAAAGAUUUUCCACUCAAAAAUAUUAUUCUGCUUUAAACUCACUUUUCCAUUAUUAUAAAAUUAAACCUUCAAAAUUUUAUCUGGAAACUUUUAAAUCUCCUAAUAUGAAAAAUAUUAAUAAUGAAAAUAUUACCAUCUUUUCAAUCUAUUUAAAUCAAUCUCAACAACCAGAAGAUGUAUUACCACAUGAUUUAGAAUUAGCUAUAAAACAGAUUGAAAGAGAAGCUUCAUUGUUAUAUACUAUCCCAAAUAAUUCUUUCAAUAAAGUUUAUCAACAAAGAUUGUUUUCUCCACAAGAAGCCAUCUAUGCUCAUGUGUCUGCUAUUUUCAUCAAUCAUUUCAUUAAUAGAUUAGGUUCUGAGUAUCAAACUUUAAUUUCUCAAAUUUCUGUAAGAGAAAACGAUACUGUCUUGUUGGAAGUUAUAACUAAUUUGAAAAAAAAAUUGAGAAAUGAAACUUUCACCCAAGAAAUGAUUAUUGACGUUUUACAUAAAUAUUCCAAAAUUGUAUCCAAAUUAUACAAGAAUUUUGCCCAAUUACAUUAUUUACAAGAUGAAAAUAAAAAAUUAGAGAAGACUUUAUCAUUUAAAAGAUUAGCAAGUAUAGAACCAUUUGCAAACGAUCAAGAAUUCGAAACAUAUUUAAAUAAAUUCAUCCCCAAUGAUUCUCCAGAUUUAUUAAUCCUUCAAACUUUAAAUUUGUUUAAUAAAUCCAUUGUUAAGACAAAUUUCUUUAUUACAAGAAAAGUAGCCAUCUCAUUUAGAUUGAAUCCAAGUUUAAUUAUGCCCAAAAUUGAAUAUCCUGAAACUCCAUUUGGUGUAUUUUUCGUCGUAGGGAAUACUUUUAAAGGAUUCCAUAUUAGAUUUAGAGAAAUUUCAAGAGGUGGUAUUCGUAUAGUUUGUUCAAAGACUCAAGAUAUAUUUGAUAUGAAUUCCAAAACUGUCAUUGAUGAAAAUUAUCAAUUAGCUUCCACUCAACAGCGUAAAAAUAAAGAUAUCCCAGAAGGUGGGUCAAAAGGUGUCAUUCUUUUAAAUCCUGGCCUUUUUGAACCUGAUCAGACUUUCAAUGCAUUUAGCCAAUACGUAGAUGCCAUAAUCGAUAUCUUAAUUAAAGAUCCAUUGAAGGAAAAAUAUAUCGAUUAUUUAGAUCAUGAAGAAAUUCUUUUCUUUGGUCCAGAUGAAGGUACUGCAGGUUUUGUAAAUUGGGCAACAAAUCAUGCUCAUAAGAGAGGUUGUCCAUGGUGGAAAUCUUUCUUAACUGGGAAAUCUCCAAAUCUUGGUGGUAUCCCACAUGACGAAUAUGGUAUGACGUCUCUUGGUGUUCGUGCUUUCGUUAAUAAAAUGUAUGAAACAUUAAAUUUGAACGAUUCUGUCAUUCAUAAAUUCCAAACUGGUGGUCCAGAUGGUGACUUAGGUUCAAAUGAAAUAUUAUUAUCCACAGAUAAUGAAAUUUAUGUAGGUAUCGUCGAUGGUUCUGGUGUCAUUUGUGAUCCAAUGGGACUAGAUAAAAAUGAACUAUUUAAAUUGGCACAUAAGAGACUAAUGGUUUCCCAUUAUGAUAACACGAAAUUUAGUAAAUCAGGGUUUUACGUCUCUGUAACAGAUAUGGAUUUAAUGUUACCCAAUGGGACCAUUGUAGCGAAUGGUACUACCUUCAGAAAUACUUUCCAUACUCAAAUUUUUAGAUUUGUCGAUCAUGUUGAUUUAUUUGUUCCAUGUGGUGGUAGACCAAACUCAAUUUCCUUGAGUAAUUUACAUUUCUUCAUUGACGAGAAAACGGGAAAAUCUAAGAUUCCAUACAUCGUGGAAGGUGCUAAUUUAUUCAUCGCCCAAGCUGCUAAGAUUGAAUUAGAAAAACAUGGUUGUAUUCUAUUCAAAGAUGCAUCAGCAAAUAAAGGUGGUGUUACAUCCUCAUCUUUGGAAGUGCUUGCUUCAUUAGCCUUAAGUGACAAUGAUUUCGUAAAUAAAUUCAUUGGUAAGAAGAAUAAUACUCUACAAGCGAGAUCGAUACCACGUACUGAUGGUAGCCUUGAUGAAAUUAUUGAAAGUAAUGAAAUCGAUAAUGAUAGUAUCCAAGAGGAUGAUGAUAAUGAAGAAAGAACUGCUCUAUACAAAUCCUAUGUUGUCGAAGUUCAAGCAAGAAUCCAAAAAAAUGCAGAAGCUGAAUUUAAUCAAUUAUGGAAAAUCAAUCAAUCAACAGGCACACCUAUUUCAGAGUUAUCGAAUAUUCUUUCAUUGACAAUUAAUAAAUUAAACGAUGAUUUAGUUGGUUCAGAAGAAUUGUGGUUAAAUGAUUUGAAAUUGCGUAAUUAUUUAUUGUUGAAUAAAAUCAUUCCAAAUUUAUUGAUUGAUGUAGCUGGUGCUGAACAAGUUUUAAAUAAUAUUCCAGAACCUUACUUGAAAGUAAUGUUAUCAAGUUAUUUGUCAAGUACGUUUGUUUAUCAAAAUGGUAUUGAUGUUAAUAUCGGUAAAUUCUUAGAAUUUAUUGGUGAAUUGAAAAGAGAAGUUGCAGAAAAAUCUUAA
Molecule: messenger RNA, 3501 nt
Organism: Naumovozyma dairenensis CBS 421
Lineage: Eukaryota; Fungi; Ascomycota; Saccharomycetes; Saccharomycetales; Saccharomycetaceae
Gene: GDH2
Product: glutamate dehydrogenase (NAD(+))
Exons: 1
Coding region: 1-3501 (1166 amino acids)
Cellular component (GO): mitochondrion
Molecular function (GO): L-glutamate dehydrogenase (NAD+) activity
Source: RefSeq, a predicted model, not a curated record